This is a messenger RNA of Cyprinodon tularosa, 2018 nucleotides long. It is a transcript of the gene amacr, whose product is annotated as alpha-methylacyl-CoA racemase. Lineage: Eukaryota; Metazoa; Chordata; Actinopteri; Cyprinodontiformes; Cyprinodontidae. Gene Ontology annotation, molecular function: alpha-methylacyl-CoA racemase activity. The coding region runs from base 162 to 1310 and encodes 382 amino acids. Gene Ontology annotation, biological process: bile acid metabolic process. Gene Ontology annotation, cellular component: mitochondrion. The record is from RefSeq and is a predicted model, not a curated record. The transcript is spliced from 6 exons.
AAGGCCAAGGGGACAGAACGUAAUGACAUCACCAGGAAGUCCAUUGUUUACUUUUAGCACAGCAGGCAGCGAGCUCCUGUCCUCUAUCUGUCUGUCUGUCUGUCUUUCUUCCCUCCAUACUUCUAAAUAACUACACAGAAGACCUGUGCAGUCACUAAGCCAUGGCAUUGGCGGGGGUGAAAGUCAUUGAGCUGGCAGGUCUGGCUCCGGCACCGUUCUGUGGCAUGAUCCUGGCAGACUUUGGAGCCAAGGUGAUCCGUGUGGACCGAACCAAAGUUUUCACAACUAUGGACACUCAAGCACGAGGGAAACGUUCAGUCGCUAUCAACCUGAAAACGGCAGAAGGCGUGGCUUUGCUUAGGAACCUCUGUGUUCAAUCUGAUGUUGUACUGGAGCCCUAUCGUAAAGGUGUUAUGGAAAAACUUGGCCUUGGCCCAUAUGAGUUACUUAAAGAAAAUCCUGCUCUGAUCUAUGCUCGGUUGACGGGAUAUGGCCAGAAUGGGCGUUACGCUGCAGCAGCUGGACAUGACAUCAACUACCUCGCCAUGUCAGGCCUUUUAUCCCGACUGGGUCGCAGUGGAGAGAAACCCUACGCUCCUCUAAAUCUUAUAGCAGACUUUGCUGGUGGUGGCCUUACAUGUGCUCUGGGGAUUGUCUUAGCACUGCUGGAGCGGACAAAGUCGGGGAAAGGGCAGAUCAUUGAUGCCAGCAUGGUGGAGGGAGCAGCAUUUACAGGUUCCUUUUUAUGGAAGUCUCGUAGUCUUGGUAUCUGGAGUCGUCCCAGAGGAGAAAAUAUGCUGGACAGCGGAGCCCCUUUCUAUGAUACCUACAAGACCCUGGAUGGAAAAUACAUGGCUGUGGGUGCCAUAGAACCAGAGUUCCAUGAUCAGCUGCUUAAAGGCUUAGAAUUAGACCCUGAAGAGUUGCCUCCUCAGAUGAGCUUUAACGACUGGCCGAAGCUCAGGCAUCUCUUCACAGAGCGCUUCGCUUCAAAGACCCAGGCGGACUGGUCGAGGAUUUUUGAUGGAACCGAUGCGUGCGUUACGCCCGUGUUGUCUUUCGACCAGGUGAGCUCUCACCCUCACAACCGAGAGAGAGGCUCUUUCAUGAAGGACUCCAGCGGGGAAGAGUUCCCCCGGCCAGCUCCGGUUCUGUCUCGGACUCCUGCUGAGCCCUGUCUCGCUUCCAACCCAGAAGUUGGAGAACACACAGUUGAUGUCUUGUUGGAAUACGGCUAUACUUCAGCAGAGAUUGAUAAGAUGUUAGCUGCCGGCAUUGUGCAGUGUAAUGCUGUCAAAGCAAAGCUGUAAAAAAAUAAAUUUUUGCUCUCUGAUGAGCAGACUGAAAAAAGCUUUUACAGAUUGCAGUAAAAAAUAAAUAAAUCUGUGUUUGAGACCAGCUAAAUUUAAAAAGGGGAUGUUGUGUGGUUUAUCUUGACUUGAUAGUGUUGAGAGAAUUCUUUGCUCCCACAGGGUACGCAGAUAUCUUUUAGGUUCUACAGUUGAUCAUGAAUACUUUAUGCAACAGCUAUACCUAACUCUUUAUUGCAUCUCCUGCCUUCUGAAUGAGUCAGUCUUAAAGCCUGGUAGAAAGCACAACCUCCACUGAAAUCCAACCAUGGUGAUGGGUGAUAUAUUACCUAGCUCAGGGUCAAAACAUGACAAAAUAGAUUUGUGGGCCCAGCCUGAAAGAGUGCAGAGCAGCGACAGUACAAAUAAAUAGAAACAUUUUUUUUUUUUUUUUAUCUCUCUGAGGUUAUAGGUUUUUCAUCCUAAAGUCUGAUGUCUCUGUGCCUUGUGCAGUAAGUCUGGGUUUCAGAUGUGUUGCAGAUUUAAUGUCUUUUUAAAACCAAUUCAGAUACAGCAGCUGUGAAAUAGGGUCCAUAUUACAGCAUUUUUUGCUGUCAUUUGGAUGAUUCAUCCCAUUAAAGGAGCUACUGUUGUAUUUUUCUGAUCUGUACACAAAAUGUAGCAUCAGCUGUAGCAUCUGUUAUGACUAAUAAACCUUUCUAGGAAAUA